AUGACAGUCUACGACAACGGCAAGAUAUGGCUCGAUGAACAACAGCAAUUGAUCAGUGACUCGAACGCCGAACGACCUUAUUGCAUACAUGGUGCAAGCCCGAGGGGGGAUCGCGUUCCUAGAGGAUACUGCAACUGUGGAGAUGACGAGAAGACGUUGACCUACUCGGAAGCAACAUCAACGACUUCGCCAUACAAUGCAUGUCCAUACACAACUGACGACGGGCCUACGGUCACAUUCAGUUCCGCAUCGAUAUCGACAACAAAAUCAACACCCUCAGCGACGCCAGUUGUGACGUGCAGCGAGCCACGGGAGAGGUGGUUCAGCUCUACUGACGGAUAUGACUUUGCUAGUCAAUUCUGCGACCACGGACAAGGAGAAGUGCUGAGGCCAAGACCAGCAUCUGGCUUUGCAAGUGCGUAUGAAAGAUCGUUCAAUUUCGACAAAGAUCCGCUGGUUUCGAUCUUUGCCUACCUGGACAACUCGUGCAAAAGCCAGGGGAUUACGCAUUUGAAUGGAGAGGAGUGCGGCCUAGCACUCGAUAGUAUUAUGCAUCAAUGCGAUACAAGCACAGAAGAGAAGAAGAUGGGUGGGUCGAUGUUGAUCGGUUGCCAGUGGUUCAACAUCAUGGCUUUCAAGGGACCCGGGUGUAACAACCCAACUGAUAUGGGAACUUGCAUACCGGACUCUGUGAUGAGCUCUUCUCAGAGGGAGAGCGAGCCUCUACUGCAGGCCUCCCCUACCAAAGUCAUAACAUUCGAACCCAACGACCCAGACGACCCGCGGAACUGGUCGAAAGCGCGACAAUGGCUAAUGGUCGCUGCUAUUGUUCCGAUAGACCUCAGUGUCUCCUGGGGAGCAAGUGGUUUUAGCCCUGUUGCGAGCGACUUUGCGAAGGACAUGGGGGUCUCACCAAGUGUCGCGGUUUUGGGAUUAAGCAUGUAUGUGCUUGGAUUGGCUUUUGGGCCUAUGACCUUGGCUCCUCUUUCGGAAUACUUUGGAAGAAGACCCGUCUAUAUCGGGUCGUACGGCUUAUUUCUCUUGCUACUUUUGGGAACCACAUAUGUAGAAAGACUGGGGCCAUUCCUUGUUUUGCGCUUGUUCUCGGGUUACUUUUCAUCCACGACAAUCUCGAACUUUGGAGGCACCAUCGCGGAUCUCUUUCAUCACCAUGAUACCGGGCCAGCUAUGUCAUGGUUUCUUUGGGCGGCAACAGGCGGCAGCCCUACUGGUUUUGUGCUCUUCUCAUUUAUCGCGAAUGGUAAAUCAUGGCAUGCUGUAUUUCGGAUCAUGUUCUUCAUCUGCUUGACCUUCUGGGUUGUUAUGGUUGUUGCACUAUAUGGUUUAGGAGAGACCAGACACAGUAUGAUCCUCUUGAGGAGAGCGAGAACCUUGCGACAGCGGACAGGUGACGAAGAGCUGGAGGUGCCGGAUGAGAUGAAACAGCGAGGACCAAAACAGUUGUUCGGCACAGCACUCGCACGCCCAUUUCGAUUUCUAGGUUCCGAGGCUAUCGUGCAAUUUGGUGCGCUUUACAACGGCUUCCUCUACGGCCUGAGCUUCCUUUUCAACGGCGCAUUCCACAUGAUCUUUGGUCCAAAUGGAUACGGCUUUGAUACCAUCGGUGUGGGUAUCUCCUUCUUAGGAAUCGUUGUGGGUAUCACGUUUGGUUUAGUCACCAAUAUCUUCCAAGAACGAUACUACCAACGACAGGUCACCCAGGCUGGCCAUCGUGACGUUCCUGAGGCGCGAGUGCAUCACGCGAAACUGGCAGCUAUCGUGUUGCCGGUCUCUCUUUUGGCUUUCGCACUCACUGCAACGCCAGAAAUACAUCCUUUCUUUGCAGUGCUUGCCAGCGCGUUCUGGGGGUGGUCAUUCUAUACUCUGAUCCUUAUGACCCUUACUUACACCGAAGAUGCAUACAAAACGUACUCAGCAUCAGCACUUGCCGGAAUUGGGCUGAUCCGGAAUCUCGCUGGAGCUGGGUUCCCACUUGUCGGAAGACACUUGUUCUUGAGCGUAGGCACCAGAAAUGCAAGCCUAGUACUGAUGGCGAUCGCGAUCUGCUUAGCGCCUAUACCUUUCGUGCUUGAGCGAAGAGGCGUAUCACUACGCAAGAGAAGCCCAUGGGCGGCCGCGCAUGAAGACGAAGACGAGAAUAAUCAGGAGUGA
Alternaria atra is the source of this 2172-nucleotide messenger RNA. RefSeq lists its product as uncharacterized. The record is from RefSeq and is a predicted model, not a curated record. The transcript is spliced from 4 exons. Gene Ontology annotation, molecular function: transmembrane transporter activity. Gene Ontology annotation, biological process: transmembrane transport. Bases 1 to 2172 code for a protein of 723 amino acids. Gene Ontology annotation, cellular component: membrane. Lineage: Eukaryota; Fungi; Ascomycota; Dothideomycetes; Pleosporales; Pleosporaceae.